UAUGUAGCAUGUUCCUCUACAGGAUGUCCGUUAUUAACGCAAUGGUGAAGGUUAGCUGCCUUCAAUAAAUACGUUCACUUAGGGACCAGAUGGUAAAGUAUGUAUUUAUUUUCUGGAAUCAAUCUAGUCGCGCUGUUUCUGUUAUGCGAUACCAAAACGAUGGGACCCCCCGGUACCAUACAUCUCGACCUAGUUGAACCAUGUGGGGAAAAUCCCGGAGGGGACGUGGAAUUGGAAACCGAUCUACAUAAAAUCGACGCUUUAGGUUCAAAGGCAUUAUCGGCAACCAUCAGGAUGAAAAUUCCACUUGAUGAUGCAGUAACAUACAAAAUCGAAGUGAGAAAAUGGGAUGACGGGUGGAAACUCCAAAUGGACCACUCCGGUAAACUCUGCGAAGAGACAAUGAAGUUCGCGCCAAAAUUAUGGGACCAGCUGAAAUCGGUCUCUACUCCCGAAAUGCCGGAUGAAUGCUCCUUGGAACCCGGCGAGUACAAGGUGAAGAACCUUAAAGCAAUGACGAAGGAUAUGGCUAUACCUUCAAUCUAUUAUGGAAAGUUGCAGGUUGAAAUAUGGUUUUAUCGAGAUGAAGAAUUAAUAUCGUGCUUGGUGAUUGAAGGGGAUUCUCAGGCACCAGCUGGACAAUGAAAAAAUGUACUUCUAAAAAUAGCGUCAAAUUUCUCUUACUAAUAUAUAUUUCACACAUAAUUUGUCUUAUUUAUACGGCAAAUAAACCGUACCA
This is a messenger RNA of Photinus pyralis (common eastern firefly), 739 nucleotides long. RefSeq lists its product as uncharacterized. The transcript is spliced from 4 exons. Lineage: Eukaryota; Metazoa; Arthropoda; Insecta; Coleoptera; Lampyridae. The record is from RefSeq and is a predicted model, not a curated record. The coding region runs from base 100 to 645 and encodes 181 amino acids.